This is a messenger RNA of Neohortaea acidophila, 3156 nucleotides long. RefSeq names its product RIC1-domain-containing protein. Gene Ontology annotation, biological process: intracellular protein transport; retrograde transport, endosome to Golgi. Gene Ontology annotation, molecular function: protein binding. Lineage: Eukaryota; Fungi; Ascomycota; Dothideomycetes; Mycosphaerellales; Teratosphaeriaceae. Gene Ontology annotation, cellular component: cytosol; Golgi membrane; Ric1-Rgp1 guanyl-nucleotide exchange factor complex. The record is from RefSeq and is a predicted model, not a curated record. Bases 1 to 3156 code for a protein of 1051 amino acids. The transcript has 2 exons.
AUGUACUGGCCAACUGGCGCACCCCAGGCAUAUGCGCUGUCGCGGCAUCGUACAUCUGCAGCUCCGGUAACACCAACGGAAGCACACUACCCAGAUGCUCCGGCAACUUCAGAAGCUGCUGGAGAUAAUGAAGCACAGGGAAGAGAGGAUGAUGACAUACGUGAACACAUUAUACUUUCCGCGAAGGCCUCUCGCGGCGGAACGAUCUUUGCCACGAUUACUGCAUCCGCCUUGACCAUCUGGCAGACCAAACCAACCCUAGCUCUCGCCAGCAUCACACGCUCGGCAGAGUCAGUCAAGGCAUAUGGCCCUAAUGCCACGCUCCUCUUGCGUCCAGAUGCUCUCGUGAUAGCUGUGCAGACUCCGCAGAACUACCUGAUCAUUUACACUGUUGCCGCCGAUCCCAAUGCUCGCGUGUAUCAGACAGAGCUAUCCACUCUGAGCAGCCAUGCCCGGAGAACCAGUGCCGGAGGUCCUCUCAGUUACCGCCAUCUUUCGGACGCUGGAGGCGCGCUGGCGGAGGCCGAUGGCAUCAAAGAAGUCAAUCUUUGCUUUCGCAUGGUCAUGCGCAUCGACGCCGGUAUCAACACGGCUUUGGCCCUUGAUGAGGAACUCGUGGUCGCCACCGAACAUCCGGCAGCCCUUCAAUGCAUUUCGUGGCCUGAGCCUGAGAGUGUCAAUGCUAAGAAGAGCGCACAGGCCAGCACAGAACUGCUCAGCAGGAUGCCGUGGCUUGUGAACAGGAGCAACAUUGUAGAGAUGGUUCAUGAUCGACCAAUGAAUCUCACCUGCUGGGUGAUGAGUGACGGGCGUACCUACGCCGUUCAGCGCCACUCCUCUGGCCAUGUCGACACAGACACCUCCGCCAGUCUCUUUCAUGGCUAUUGCUUUCGAGCUCCUGAACCCGAGGAGCAGGGCACAUACGGCGUAAGGGCCGCCAUAAACGCCCGUUUCUCCCUGAUCGCUGUUGGACGGGCAGACCGUGGCAUUGAUGUGUAUGCGGUGAAAGAUUACACCGGCAAUAUACCUCUGUCACACAAAUUGCGGCUUUCUGUACCCCACACAUCCUCUGGCGGCCUGCUUUGUCUCAGCUAUUCUCCUGACGGCUACUGCCUAUUCGCCGGAUACGAGAAGGGCUGGGCAACAUGGAGCGUGUACGGCCAAGCUGGUGCAAGCUCUUUCAUGCAGGGCCGUGAGGCCUCGAUGUCGACUGACGAGCCCUACCGGCGCAGCGCCAAGGAUGUGUUUUGGAUCGGGGGCGGCUGCGAAUUGAUGCUCCUACCGAAAGAUGAUGAUCGCCUAUGGAGUUUGCAGAUGGCCCGGAGUGCCAUAACUGGCUGCUUCAAUUCUGCGAGCCUCCCAUGGGGCCUACUCGUCACGAGCGAUCACGUCAAGAUCUACAAAGGUCACGAUGCUCCAGAUGCGACGACAGCAACAUCCGAGCCUUGGUUGUGGAAAUCAGUUCAAAUACCUGCUUCAUACCUGCUGUCGCAGUGGCCAAUCAAGUCGGCCGUGGUUUCUUCCGACGGGAAAUACAUUGCCGUUGCGGGGCGACGAGGGUUGGUGCACUACAGCGUCUCCAGUGGACGUUGGCGAGUGUUUGAUGAUCUGGCCGCUGAGCAGGAAUUCUCCAUUCGCGGUGGAAUGUGUUGGUUCCGACAUUUCCUACUGGCCUGUGUGGAGUGCAGUUCAGAGGACGCACGUUACCAGAUUCGCUUGUAUUCUCGCGAAAAGGCGCUGAACCACAGCAGCAUACAACACGCCGAGCGCCUCGCAACUUCUGCAGUCUUCAUGACGACUACCGGCACAAAUUCGCUACUAGUCUAUACACAAGACAACACCCUGCUGCACUUUCUCAUUGUGCCGAAUGCAAGCUCUGUCAGAUUGACGAAGGUUGGGCAGACCGGGUUUCACGGAAUCAUCAGAGCGCCCCCUCGCGUGCGUUCAAUCAGCUGGCUUCGACUGGAAGAGCCCGCGGACGAUGAUGUUCCACAAGACAUCACCAAAGCCUUACUUUUAUUUCUUGUGGACGGCAAGCUAGUCCUCUUACAGCCCACCACCAGCGAGCAGGCAGAGGUGAAGUAUGACAUGUGCGUGCUUGCUCAGAACGUGGAAUACUACAUCUUGGUCCGCGACAUGGCUGGUAUCUUGGUCGAUUUACAGCGGCAAAUGCGCGACAUCCCGCUCUUUCACGAUGCCCGCGUCGGCCAAUCCUUCGCACGCAGCCUCCUGGACUCGCUCUGGUAUUUCAACGGCAGAGAUUUCCAGGUGUGGCUUGAUACUCAAGACCUUGUUGCGCAUGCUCGCACGGAGACAGGACGGGAUCUACCAUGCACCGUACAGAUCCCCGUCGAUUUCUACCCUCUGCUCCCACUUGUCAUGAGCGGCAUCGUCCACGGUCUCGACGCAGACUUGGUCCAACGACGAGACGUCGAUUUCUCCUUCUCCCGCCUGGCUCCCCGGACCCAGCUCUUCCUACCUCAAUUGCUCGAGCACCAUCUGGCCCAGUUCAACUCAUCUGCAGCGUUGCAUGUGUGUGAGGCUUUUCAGCACCUACCGUACUUUCCACACGCUCUGGAAAUCAUGCUACAUGACGUCCUUGACGCCGCCGUCGAUAGCCCUCCGGCAUCUCCGGAGCUGGCCCUCUUAUCCACGGCCGUUUCUUUCUUGUCUUCGUUCCCAUCCUAUCUGGACGUCAUUGUAAAUUGCACUCGCAAAACAGAACUGCGCAGCUGGAAGACGCUUUUCUCAUGUCUCCCACCCGUCCUUGAUCUAUUUGAGCAGUCGCUCUCCCAAGGGAAGCUUAAAACCGCGGCGGGCUAUCUAUUGGUCCUGCAUACUCUGGAAGGCGACGAAGAACUGGGGAAUUCACAAGAAGCAGAACACACGAAGCUACUCACCGCCGCGGCGGCUGCGCAUGACUGGGAACUUUGUAGCGAGCUCGCAAGGUUCAUGGUCGGCAUUGACCGGAGCGGCACGACUCUGCGUGCAGCACUUUCGGGGGCUGGCCUCGGAGCUGCAACGAACGGAGUGGCCCCAGUGGAGCACUCAGAGCGCGUGUCUGAGGAUACCCCAUCAAAGGGUUCCGCACUAUCUGAUAGCGACGAGAAUAGCAGGGCAGAAACCAACGGCAAGGAUGAAGGGGCUUUGGACUGA